AUAGUGAGUUGCAUAAGUCUGGGCAGGUUUUGUCAAGAUUCUGCUCAAUUGUGGAGUUAUCGUUAUCUUCCAUGCUCUCACACAGAAUCGUUGGGUCAAAAUCAGAUCCUUCGGAUGCUGCUUCCCUUUGGUUUGUGAAGUUAGGCCAAGUCAUGACUACAGUAGUGGUACAUGUGGACUCCAAAGCUGAGCUCACUACCCUGCUGGAGCAGUGGGAAAAGGACCAUGGCAGUGGGCAGGAUAUGGUACCUAUCCUUACCAGGAUGUCUGAAUUAAUUGAAAAAGAAACCGAAGAAUAUCGUAAAGGAGAUCCAGAUCCGUUUGAUGAUCGACAUCCUGGUCGAGCUGAUCCAGAGUGUAUGCUGGGCCAUUUGCUGAGAAUACUCUUCAAGAAUGAUGAUUUCAUGAAUGCACUGGUGAAUGCAUAUGUGAUGACAAGCAGAGAACCCCCUUUAAAUACUGCAGCUUGCAGACUGCUACUGGACAUCAUGCCGGGUCUAGAAACUGCAGUUGUCUUUCAAGAAAAGGAAGGAAUUGUUGAAAAUCUUUUCAAAUGGGCCCGAGAGGCUGAUCAGCCACUUAGGACAUAUUCUACUGGACUGUUGGGAGGUGCUAUGGAAAAUCAAGAUAUUGCUGCUAACUACAGAGAUGAAAACUCACAGUUGGUGGCAAUAGUGCUUAGAAGACUGAGGGAGCUCCAGCUUCAAGAAGUGGCUUUGCGGCAGGACAACAAGCGUCCAAGUCCACGGAAGCUCUCUUCGGAACCCCUUCUGCCUCUGGAUGAAGAAGCUGUGGAUAUGGACUAUGGUGACAUGGCAGUGGAUGUUGUGGAUGGAGAGCAAGAAGCUUCUAGAGAUAUGGAGAUCUCCUUUCGUCUUGAUUCAAGUCACAAGACCAGUAGUAGAGUGAACUCAGCAACUAAACCUGAGGAAGGAGGAUUAAAGAAAAACAAGUCAGCAAAGCAUGGUGACAGAGAGAACUUUAGGAAGGCCAAGCAGAAAUUAGGCUUCUCAUCUUCUGACCCAGAUCGUGUGUUUGUUGAGCUGUCUAAUAGCAGCUGGUCAGAAAUGUCCCCCUGGGUAAUCGGCACCAAUUAUACCCUCUAUCCUAUGACUCCUGCUAUUGAGCAGAGACUUAUUCUUCAGUAUUUGACCCCUCUAGGAGAGUAUCAGGAGUUACUUCCCAUAUUCAUGCAACUUGGAUCUCGAGAACUGAUGAUGUUUUAUAUUGAUCUGAAACAGACUAAUGACGUCCUGCUUACUUUUGAGGCACUCAAGCACCUAGCAUCUCUCCUGCUCCAUAACAAAUUUGCCACAGAAUUUGUUGCACAUGGUGGAGUACAGAAAUUACUGGAAAUUCCUCGUCCUUCUAUGGCGGCAACUGGUGUGUCCAUGUGCUUGUAUUACCUGUCCUACAACCAGGAUGCUAUGGAAAGAGUUUGCAUGCAUCCUCACAAUGUUCUAUCUGAUGUGGUGAACUAUACCCUAUGGUUAAUGGAAUGUUCUCAUGCUUCAGGAUGUUGCCAUGCGACUAUGUUUUUCUCAAUUUGCUUCUCAUUCCGGGCUGUCUUGGAGCUGUUUGACCGUUAUGACGGUCUUCGUCGGCUGGUGAAUUUGAUCAGUACUUUGGAGAUUUUAAAUUUGGAAGACCAGGGUGCACUUUUGAGUGAUGAUGAAAUAUUUGCUAGUCGCCAAACAGGAAAACAUACCUGCAUGGCUCUGCGCAAGUAUUUUGAGGCUCACCUGGCCAUUAAAUUGGAACAAGUCAAGCAGUCACUUCAGAGGACUGAGGGUGGUAUUCUUGUUCACCCCCAGCCUCCAUACAAGGCAUGCUCAUAUACUCAUGAGCAGAUUGUGGAAAUGAUGGAGUUUUUGAUAGAAUAUGGCCCAGCUCAGCUAUAUUGGGAACCUGCUGAAGUCUUCCUCAAGCUUUCCUGUGUGCAGCUCUUACUGCAGCUUAUUUCCAUCGCCUGCAAUUGGAAGACCUAUUAUGCAAGGAAUGACACUGUGCGCUUUGCUUUGGAUGUCCUGGCUAUUCUCACUGUGGUGCCAAAAAUCCAGCUCCAGUUGGCAGAGUCAGUGGAUGUACUGGACGAGGCUGGCUCUACUGUCUCCACUGUAGGUAUCAGCAUUAUUUUGGGAGUGGCUGAGGGUGAGUUCUUUAUCCAUGAUGCUGAAAUUCAGAAGUCAGCACUUCAAAUUAUCAUCAAUUGUGUAUGUGGCCCAGAUAACCGAAUAUCCAGUAUUGGCAAAUUUAUUUCUGGAACUCCUCGGAGAAAGCUGUCUCAGACCCCCAAAAGCAGUGAGCAUACGCUGGCCAAGAUGUGGAAUGUGGUCCAGUCCAACAAUGGCAUCAAGGUGCUUCUGUCCCUGUUGUCCAUCAAGAUGCCCAUUACAGAUGCAGACCAGAUCCGGGCCCUGGCCUGCAAGGCCCUUGUGGGCCUCUCUCGAAGUAGCACUGUUCGGCAGAUCAUCAGUAAACUUCCCCUUUUCAGUAGCUGCCAGAUUCAACAGCUGAUGAAGGAGCCUGUGCUGCAGGAUAAGCGUAGUGACCAUGUCAAGUUCUGCAAGUACGCUGCUGAGCUCAUUGAGCGUGUAUCAGGAAAGCCUCUUCUCAUUGGCACUGAUGUGUCUCUCGCACGACUGCAGAAAGCAGAUGUUGUUGCUCAGUCGAGGAUCUCCUUCCCUGAGAAAGAGCUGCUCCUGUUGAUCCGGAACCAUCUCAUUUCUAAAGGGCUUGGAGAGACAGCAACUGUGCUGACGAGAGAGGCUGACCUGCCCAUGACUGCUGCCUCACAUUCUUCUGCUUUCACCCCAGUAACUGCUGCUGCUUCUCCUGUCUCUCUUCCCCGGACCCCUCGGAUUGCCAACGGCAUUGCAAGUCGACUGGGCAGCCAUGCUGCUGUGGGUGCUUCUGCCCCUUCUGCUCCCCCGGCCCAUCCUCCACCACGCCCCCCCCAGGGUUCAUUGGCUUUGCCUGGCCCAUCGUAUGCAGGCAACUCUCCUUUGAUUGGUAGGAUCAGUUUUAUCAGAGAGAGGCCAUCACCUUGCAAUGGCAGGAAAAUUCGAGUGUUGCGGCAGAAGUCGGACCAUGGUGCAUACAGCCAGAGCCCUGCCAUAAAAAAACAAUUGGAUAGACAUCUUCCUUCCCCACCUACGCUGGACAGUAUCAUCACAGAGUAUCUUAGAGAGCAACAUGCUCGAUGCAAGAACCCCGUUGCCACCUGUCCUCCUUUUUCUCUCUUUACUCCUCAUCAGUGUCCUGAGCCAAAACAGAGGCGGCAGGCGCCAAUAAACUUUACCUCAAGGCUAAACCGCAGGGCAUCAUUUCCAAAAUAUGGAGGGGUGGAUGGUGGAUGCUUUGAUAGGCACCUUAUCUUUAGCAGAUUCCGUCCUAUUUCAGUGUUCCGGGAAGCUAAUGAGGAUGAAAGUGGCUUCACCUGUUGUGCUUUCUCGGCCCGGGAGCGCUUCCUGAUGCUUGGCACCUGCACAGGGCAGCUGAAGCUCUACAAUGUUUUUAGUGGGCAGGAAGAGGCCAGCUACAACUGUCACAAUUCUGCCAUCACACAUCUUGAACCGUCGAGGGAUGGGUCCUUACUUCUGACGUCUGCCACUUGGAGCCAGCCUUUGUCUGCACUUUGGGGGAUGAAAUCAGUAUUUGAUAUGAAGCAUUCCUUCACAGAAGAUCACUAUGUUGAGUUCAGUAAGCACUCCCAGGAUCGGGUCAUAGGCACAAAAGGAGACAUUGCCCAUAUUUAUGAUAUUCAGACUGGCAACAAGCUGUUGACUCUGUUUAACCCAGAUCUUGCCAACAACUACAAGAGGAACUGUGCCACCUUUAAUCCUACAGAUGAUCUUGUCUUAAAUGAUGGCGUCCUCUGGGAUGUCCGCUCUGCACAGGCCAUCCACAAGUUUGACAAGUUCAACAUGAAUAUCAGUGGUGUUUUCCAUCCAAACGGACUGGAAGUCAUCAUCAAUACAGAGAUUUGGGACCUUCGAACCUUUCAUCUUUUACACACUGUUCCUGCUCUGGAUCAAUGUCGUGUGGUCUUUAACCACACUGGGACAGUGAUGUAUGGAGCAAUGUUGCAGGCAGAUGAUGAAGAUGACUUACUGGAAGAGAGGAUGAAAAGCCCUUUUGGGUCAUCCUUCCGAACAUUCAAUGCAACUGAUUAUAAACCUAUAGCAACUAUUGAUGUGAAACGGAACAUCUUUGACUUGUGCACAGACACCAAAGACUGUUAUCUUGCUGUCAUUGAGAACCAAGGCAGCAUGGAUGCACUGAAUAUGGACACAGUGUGCAGGCUUUAUGAAGUGGGUAGGCAGCGUCUGGCAGAGGAUGAGGAUGAAGAGGAGGACCAGGAAGAGGAAGAACAGGAGGAAGAGGAUGAUGAAGAUGAUGAUGAUGAUACUGAUGAUUUAGAUGAAUUAGAUACUGAUCAGUUGCUGGAAGCAGAACUGGAGGAGGAUGACAACAAUGAGAAUGCAGGAGAGGAUGGAGACAAUGACUUCUCUCCCUCUGACGAGGAGUUAGCAAACCUUCUAGAGGAGGGAGAGGAGGGGGAAGAUGAAGACUCUGAUGCAGAUGAGGAAGUGGAACUGAUCCUGGGGGACAGGCUGUGUACUUAUUCCAUGAUGGGGCAGUGAAUGAGAGCAGAGCCGCUACAGUGACCGUGUCCCAACAAUCCAGAUGACACUUCCAACAGUAAAUGAGACAUACAUGUGCUAAUGUGCAUUUAAUCACCAGAGGAGCGAAGAUAUCUGGGCUUUUUUUAUUCUGUAAUGUUUCUAAGCCUGUACCCAUUAAAUACAAAGCAAAAUGGAAGGAGUCUUGGCAGAGCAGCAGGGACACCCACGUGGUCAUGAGAUGGGUUGAACAGUUACUCAAGCAGGGAGCCUGAUCUGUGCUCCAACUUUUUCUAGGUCUCGGACUUGGCUCUUUUCAUAGUAGAGCUGUACAUCCCAGUACAUCCCAGUGCUGGGGACUACUGCCUUCCAGAUCCUUUAGCUGAUCAUAGCUUGCUUGCAUGGGGAUGGUACAUUUUGGUCAUGAAACAACUUUUAAGUCCUACAUUUAUUGGGUCUUACUGGGGCAGACAGUUGACAUUUAAGUGUCUCUUUGAGGGGCUCCUGGGCAGCAGUGACCACAUGGUUAAUGUGCUUCAUCCUCAGCUAUGAAUGACACUGCCAUGACAGACACUGGCUCAGCCAGCAGUGCUUGGAUUUCCUUUAUUAUAUGGGACAGCAUGGUCAUCAUCUCAGAUCCUGAAUUUGCCCUGGUCACCUAACAUGGUUUGCUGCAUGGCCCAGGUUGGCCUCAAGUUCCCCAGUCCUUCUGUCUUCACUUCCUGAGUGCUAGAAUUACAGGCAUGUGCCACCACACCCAGCCUCAGGGUUUCCAUUCCUAAUUUGAAUAUAAACCCUCUCAAUUUUAAUUUGGUAACAGUACACCCUCCUUUUGAUAUUCUGAAAUUUCUUCUCUCAAAGCAAAGGUAAUCUGGAAAACUUUAUUGUUACUAUAUAACCUGGGUAUAAAUACUGACAUAAAAUACAUGACAUUUGGACAUUUCUGCUUGGACUCAGAGGUAGAGACGCAGAACUGUCACCUGCAGCUCGUCUUAUAUUGUACUUUCCUGUUUUAUGAGCUGUCCAUUGUGGAUGUUGCUAUCCCGUAGCGUCAGUGGAGCAGACUGUACUAAAUAAACCCCUCAUUUACAAGUA
Rattus norvegicus (Norway rat) is the source of this 5720-nucleotide messenger RNA. The record is from RefSeq and is a predicted model, not a curated record. NCBI's taxonomy places the organism in Eukaryota, Metazoa, Chordata, Mammalia, Rodentia, Muridae.